Molecule: messenger RNA, 1026 nt
Organism: Coregonus clupeaformis (lake whitefish)
Lineage: Eukaryota; Metazoa; Chordata; Actinopteri; Salmoniformes; Salmonidae
Product: loricrin-like
Exons: 3
Coding region: 1-1026 (341 amino acids)
Source: RefSeq, a predicted model, not a curated record
AUGGGGACUGGAGGUGGUAUGAGCGAAAUGGGGACUGGAGGUGGUAUGAGCGAAAUGGGGACUGGAGGUGGUAUGAGCGUAAUGGGGACUGGAGGUGGUAUGAGCGUAAUGGGGACUGGAGGUGGUAUGAGCGUAAUGGGGACUGGAGGUGGUAUGAGCGUAAUGGGGACUGGAGGUGGUAUGAGCGAAAUGGGGACUGGAGGUGGUAUGAGCGAAAUGGGGACUGGAGGUGGUAUGAGCGUAAUGGGGACUGGAGGUGGUAUGAGCGUAAUGGGGACUGGAGGUGGUAUGAGCGUAAUGGGGACUGGAGGUGGUGUGAGCGUAAUGGGGACUGGAGGUGGUGUGAGCGAAAUGGGGACUGGAGGUGGUAUGAGCGUAAUGGGGACUGGAGGUGGUAUGAGCGUAAUGGGGACUGGAGGUGGUAUGAGCGAAAUGGGGACUGGAGGUGGUAUGAGCGUAAUGGGGACUGGAGGUGGUAUGAGCGUAAUGGGGACUGGAGGUGGUAUGAGCGUAAUGGGGACUGGAGGUGGUAUGAGCGAAAUGGGGACUGGAGGUGGUAUGAGCGUAAUGGGGACUGGAGGUGGUAUGAGCGUAAUGGGGACUGGAGGUGGUAUGAGCGAAAUGGGGACUGGAGGUGGUAUGAGCGUAAUGGGGACUGGAGGUGGUAUGAGCGAAAUGGGGACUGGAGGUGGUGUGAGCGUAAUGGGGACUGGAGGUGGUAUGAGCGUAAUGGGGACUGGAGGUGGUAUGAGCGUAAUGGGGACUGGAGGUGGUAUGAGCGUAAUGGGGACUGGAGGUGGUAUGAGCGAAACUAUGCUUCUUUCUGAACUCAGUGCAGACAAACUGAGUAGCGUUGUCGCUAACGAGCUCGAGAACCUUUAUGAGAUCACUUUUCUCGCGAUGUGGGCGCUGAUGCCCGGCCACCACACCGACAUCUUGGCUCUUUCUCUGCACUUUGUCAGCCCCCCAUGGAGUAGGGUAGCUGCGCCGUUCUCUGAGGCCAGCCUUUUCGGAUGUAGCCCAUGA